AUGAUAGAAAGGGCCAUCCGUGAGCUGAAUGAGAAACGGGGCUCCAAUGAGGACGCCAUAUCACGUUUUCUGGUUAAGGAGUAUGAUAAUCUACCAUGGGCUCACCCAGCAGUAUUGAAACACCAUCUGGGAACCCUCUGCAGAUCUGGUGAUAUUGUCUGUACAAAUAAAAAACGAUACCGGCUCCCCGGCCAAACCGAAGUUCCCAUUAUAAAUUCCCAGAGUACGAAAAAAGUCGAGCGAAAGCCACCGAGGAGUAAAAAGCGGUUGAAAUGGGACUGGGAGAGAGUGAAAAAGAAGAGGUUGAAUAGAAAGCCAGCGCUCAAGCUGAAAAUCAAUUUGAGGGGUAAAAAAAUCGAAGCAAUCGCCGAAAGUCAAGAACACAACGAGAAAGAAGAGCGAGUAACUGAAGAAAAUGUUGGAAAUGUGGCUUCCAUUCCUGACGUGGACUUGAAUUCUCAGCAGCAAACUGUGGUGGGCCCACCUGAAAUUAUCGAGCCUGGUGCCAGCUGUACACCCACACAUGAGCAUCCUGGUUUGCAUAAACCCGUUGACUUGAAUUAUCGACAACAAACUGAGAAAAACUUCAAUUCUCAGCAGCAAGGAAUUAGGUCGUCUGAAAUUAUGGGGUCAGAUGGUCAUCAGCCCGAAUUGGAGAAACCUAGUGACUUGAAUUCUCGGCAAAAAACUGACAAAAACUUCGAUUCUCAGCAGCACAGAAUUGGCCAGCUCGAAAUAAUAGGGCCUGAUGCCAGCUCAGCAUGCACAGACGUGCAGCCUGAGUUACAAAACCCUGAGGAUUCGAAUUCUCAGCAGCAAGCAAUUGGCAUGCCGGAAAUUACAGACCCUUCUGCUUCUGAUGCAGCCCGAUUGGAGAAUAUGUCUGAUUUGGGCCUUGCACGGGCGGGCCCAAUGUCUUCCGAGGAACUACUAAUCUCCGAUCGCGCGCGUAGACAGCAAAGACGUUGGAGUAUGUGCCAACGCGAAAGAAAAUCCUUAGUAGUGAUGACUUCUAUGGAACUCGUGACCUGUCAAAAUGAAGAGGAAAACUUUUCGCUGGACUCGAGUCAGUUAAGCAUGCAAAAGGAUCAUGAAAGCAAAGUGAAGUCAAACGGAGAAAAUGGCAGCUCAGCACUCACAGAUGAGCAGCCCGAAUUGCAGAAACCAGAGGACUUGAAUUCUCAGCAGCUAGCAAUUGGGCCGCCUGAAAUUACAGAGCCCGAAGCCACCGUUUGCAUGCAGUCCAAACACAUCAGGCCUGAUAUUCGGGACCCUCUGGGCCCAGAACCAGCCCGAUUCGAGUACCCUACUAAUUUGGGCCCAGUGCUGGCGGAUUCUAUAGCGUCCGAGGAAUUAGUUGACUCCGAGCGCGCGCGCAGACAGCAAAGACGUUGGAAUAUGAGUCGGCCCCCCAAAAAAGCCACUUUUACGGAAUUAGCGAUUUCACAAAAUCCAGACGAAAAUCAUUCGCUCAGUUCAAAUCUUGUAAGUAUGUUGGAGCAAAAGGAUCAUGAAAAUAACGUGAAGUCGAACAGAGGCGAGAAAAACAGUCGGAAAAGGAAAAGGAAGCCUGGGCAACCGAAAUCCAUAGAGACACAAUGCGAUUUGCUCACUUUACCCAUUUCGACAAAUCAGGAGGCGCCAGCUCAGCAGGAGGCGGUUUUCCAAAAGGAGCCGCGCAGGAGUCUAAGGCUCCGUUUGGCGCAACCUGAAGUCAAUUACGAGGCAAAUGUUGUGCUCGCACUGCCGUCACAGGAUUUGGGGGAAAAAGUCGAAGAAGGGCUAUUUGAGCCAUUAAAUAAAAUGCCCGUUAAUGGGUUAGAUGAGGAGACGAUAUUGAUGAGUUUAACUGAUAAAACUUUAACUUCUGCAGUGAGCUCGAUUAACUGCACGGGUCUCGGUGGAGUUCCUAAGCAUCGGGGCCGGGGGAGACUGACUAGGCUCAAUGCUGGCUUAACCCAAGCAGCUUGA
This is a messenger RNA of Striga hermonthica, 1971 nucleotides long. The record is from the annotation of a GenBank genome assembly. NCBI's taxonomy places the organism in Eukaryota, Viridiplantae, Streptophyta, Magnoliopsida, Lamiales, Orobanchaceae.